AACCUGGUUUGUCUCCUACACCAGGUCUCCCACCUCCUCAUCCUCCCUGCGCCGCAAUCCAACAACGAACAACUUCACGGCGGUCAAACUCAAACAAACAGGGGAUUAAUUCAUCGAAACAGAUUCAAGAUGCAGCAGACCAACGGCAACGGCACCGGAAACGGAACCGGCAACGGCAACAGCACCGGCAACGGCGCUGGCUCUGAUUUGACUCAACAACAGCAACAACAACAGCAGCAGCAGUGGUUGGCGAUGCAGCAGUAUCAGCAACAACAAUGGUUGGCGAUGCAGCAGUACCCUGCCGCCGCCGCCGCGUCUAUGGCUAUGCAUCACCCGGCGGCCAUGAUGUACCAACAACCGCCGCCACMSUAUAUGCCYUAUCAYUAUCAGCARCAASRGYAKCAACAGCAGUMWCMACAACAKCAARSARGYAAUCAGAUUCAGAGUUCGAGYGAAGAUAAYAAGACGAUCUGGGUYGGUGAUCUACAACACUGGAUGGACGAAACUUAUCUCCAGUCUUGCUUCUCGCAGAUCGGCGAGGUACAAUCUAUAAAGCUGAUACGGAAUAAGCAGACUGGUCAGUCAGAGCGUUAUGGAUUCAUCGAGUUCCUUUCUCAUGAAGCAGCCGAGAAAGUUCUUCAGAGCUACAAUGGGACCAUGAUGCCAAGUACUGAUCAAGCUUUCCGGUUAAACUGGGCAAGCUUUAGCACAGGGGAAAAGCGUGGGGAUACUGGUUCGGAUCUGUCUAUAUUUGUGGGAGAUUUGGCUCCAGAUGUAACUGAUACAUUGUUGCAUGAAACAUUUGCUAGCAGAUAUCCAUCGGUCAAAGGUGCAAAAGUAGUUGUUGACACAAAUACUGGCUGUUCAAAAGGUUACGGAUUUGUUAGGUUUAGUGAUGAAAAUGAAAGAACAAGGGCUAUGAAUGAAAUGAAUGGCCAGUAUUGUUCAAGCAGGCCCAUGCGCAUCGGUGUUGCAACUCCCAAGAAGCCAUCUAUCCAACAACCAUAUGGACAACAACAAUAUUCGUCACAAGCUGUGAUAUUGGCUGGUGGAAAUGGUGUAUUUGGUGGCACGCCUCAAAGCUCCCAGUCUGAUGAAGAUUCUUCAAAUACCACAAUCUUUGUGGGUGGACUUGACUCAGAAGUCAAUGAUGAAGACUUGAGGCAAACCUUUAUUCAAUGUGGCGAGAUUUUGUCUGUUAAAAUACCUGUAGGAAAAGGAUGUGGCUUUGUCAAAUUUGCAAACAGAAGCAGCGCGGAGGAUGCAAUUCAGAACAUGCAUGGUACAGUAAUCGGCAAGCAGACAGUUCGUAUAUCAUGGGGUAAAACUCCAGCCGGCAGACAGCGGAUGGAUUCAAAUGGAAACUACCAAGGAAAGCAAGGUUAUGGAGGUGGUGGUUAUGGGUAUGGCAUGCAACAGAAUCAGGAUGCAGGCAUGUAUGCAGGUUAUGAAUCCAAUGGGUAUGGAAAUCAUCAACAGCCCGUAAGCUAAGCUAAAUACUGUUCUAUUUCUGGUUAGUCAAGUGGAGACGAUGAUGAGAUAUGAAAAGACCUAUAAUUAAUACUUUUAUCUCUUAUUAUGGCUUAAAGAUUAUUGAUAAAUGUAACUGCAAGCAGGUCUUUAAAUAUUGAUGAUGAUCUUAUUUUAAGUUUUAAGUCUUUAUUUGUAUGUUAAUAUAUGAUAUGAUGUUGCAGAAGAUCAAGUCCUA
Messenger RNA from Cynara cardunculus var. scolymus (artichoke), 1708 nucleotides. Its product is annotated as polyadenylate-binding protein RBP47-like. Bases 130 to 1491 code for a protein of 453 amino acids. The record is from RefSeq and is a predicted model, not a curated record. Gene Ontology annotation, molecular function: mRNA binding. Gene Ontology annotation, cellular component: cytosol. The transcript has 6 exons. NCBI's taxonomy places the organism in Eukaryota, Viridiplantae, Streptophyta, Magnoliopsida, Asterales, Asteraceae.